Molecule: messenger RNA, 294 nt
Organism: Sugiyamaella lignohabitans
Lineage: Eukaryota; Fungi; Ascomycota; Dipodascomycetes; Dipodascales; Trichomonascaceae
Product: 26S proteasome regulatory subunit rpn1
Exons: 1
Coding region: 1-294 (97 amino acids)
Source: RefSeq, a predicted model, not a curated record
AUGGCGCCAUCGAAGGAUACAACGACUCCGAACAAUAAUGACGGCUCGGAGCCUACUGAUUCCACGCAACCACAGCAAACGGCCGCUGGAUCUAGCAAAGAUGCCAAAGAUGUCAAGGAUGUGAAAGGAAAAAAGAAGGAUGGAAAGAAGAAGAAGGGUGAGGAGGAUGUCGAGGAACUCUCGGAAGAAGAUCAGAAAUUGAAGGGAGAACUUGAGAUGCUGGUGGAGAGAUUAAAAGUAUGUUUCUGGACCGGUUUUGCCAUGACAAGAGAUUCCACCCACAUAUCAUCGUAA